Metarhizium brunneum ARSEF 3297 is the source of this 1188-nucleotide messenger RNA. Its product is annotated as Beta-lactamase domain-containing protein 2. The record is from RefSeq and is a predicted model, not a curated record. Lineage: Eukaryota; Fungi; Ascomycota; Sordariomycetes; Hypocreales; Clavicipitaceae.
AUGGCCCAGGUCCAAGGCUACUGCGACGCCCGGUUCUCCAAGCUUCGCGACUUGAUGCAAGAGUCAAUCACGUCCGGACAAGACAUUGGCGCCAGUCUAUGCAUUAACAUCAACGGUGACAAGAACGUGGUAGAUAUAUGGGGCGGCUACGCCGACGCAUCGACCAAGAAACCAUGGGAAAAGAAUACCAUAGUAAACGUCUUCUCGACCACGAAACUAGUCACCAACCUCGCAGCGCUCAUGCUCAUCUCGCGCGGCGUGCUUCACCCCGAGGACAAGGUGGCCCAGCACUGGCCCGAGUUCGCAGCAAACGGCAAGUCCGAGGUCACGGUCGGCCAAGUGCUGACGCACACGGCCGGCCUCAGCGCGUGGCACGACGACAUGACGCUGGAGGACGUAUGCGACGUCGAGGCGGCGACCGACAAGCUGGCGCGCCAGGCGACGCUGUGGGCUCCCGGCACCGCCAUGGGAUACCACGGCAUGACGCAGGGGUUUCUCGUCGGGGAGCUGGUGCGCAGGAAAACGGGCAUGUCCCUGGCCAAGUUCGUGACGGAGGAGAUUUGCCGGCCGCUGGGCGACGGGGCCGACUUCCAGCUCGGGUGUCGCGAGGAGGACUGGGACCGGGUGGCCCCCGUCGUGGCGCCGCCGGGACCUUCGAUCCAGGAGGUGCUGAGCCAACAGGCGGGAUAUGAGCCGGACUCGAUCGUCGUGCGCACGCUUUGCAACCCCUUGCCGAGGGCUGAGGACGCCAACGGUGAGCUCUGGCGAUCCAGCACGCUGGGCUCGGUCAACGGCCACACAAACGCCAGGGCGCUGGUCAAGAUGCUCUCCUGCUUCUCGCUCGGUGGCACGUGUGCGGAAGGAGACCAUCGCCUGCUGUCGGCCGAGACGGUGAAGCUGGCGCUGACGGAGCAUGCGAUGGGGGUGGAUCUGGUGACGGGGCGGAGCGGGAGGCGCGGGCUUGGGAUUUACCUCACCGGGCCUGGGUCGGGCAUCGUGGAAGGCAAGCUGCCGGGGGGCAGUGUUGGAUGGGGAAGCGGAUGGGGGGGUUCGAUUGUGGUUAUGGACAGCGACAGGAGGCUCACAAUCGCGUAUACCAUGAACAGGAUGCUAAACGGGGAACAUCCUUCCCCGGCAGCAUAUAUCAAAGCGGUUUAUGAGAUACUCGGAGCGACCCCAGCUGCCUAG